Molecule: messenger RNA, 222 nt
Organism: Aphanomyces invadans
Lineage: Eukaryota; Oomycota; Saprolegniomycetes; Saprolegniales; Verrucalvaceae
Product: ubiquitin-like protein 5
Exons: 1
Coding region: 1-222 (73 amino acids)
Biological process (GO): protein modification process; mRNA splicing, via spliceosome
Cellular component (GO): nucleus; cytoplasm
Molecular function (GO): protein binding; protein tag activity
Source: RefSeq, a predicted model, not a curated record
AUGAUCGAAGUGAUUCUGAACGAUCGCCUGGGAAAGAAGAUCCGUGUGAAGUGCAAUGAAGACGAUACGGUGGGUGACCUCAAGAAGCUCGUUGCGGCACAGGUGGGCACUCGCCCGGAGAAGAUUCGCAUCCAGAAAUGGUACACAAUCUACAAAGACCACAUCACGCUCGAAGACUAUGAAAUCCACGACGGCAUGGGGCUCGAGCUGUACUAUACAUAG